Coprinopsis cinerea okayama7#130 is the source of this 2502-nucleotide messenger RNA. RefSeq lists its product as hypothetical. The transcript is spliced from 12 exons. The record is from RefSeq and is a predicted model, not a curated record. NCBI's taxonomy places the organism in Eukaryota, Fungi, Basidiomycota, Agaricomycetes, Agaricales, Psathyrellaceae. Gene Ontology annotation, cellular component: Golgi apparatus. The coding region runs from base 1 to 2502 and encodes 833 amino acids.
AUGCAACUCCCACUCCGGGUGAGAGGAUGGUUCAAGACUUUCUUGUCCGUCAGCCAAGCCAAGCUUGUCUACGACAGGAUCACGCUCACGCGCUACACGUCCUUCUACUUCCUCUUCACCGUCGUUUCAUGCAUCGUCCUCAGCUCGCUCCAAGGCGUCAUUCUCUCGGACAAUACCCAAGCUGUCAACAUUCUCACCCGUGUCGUCGACGAUGCUGGGCUCCCUCCACACCUGACCCGAAUUGUUGAUGGAUGGUUACAACAGUGUGAUGGUAUCCCCCAGCUGGAUGGGACCCGCUGUGAACCUGUACUGGACCUCGAGGAAGGGUCGCUUGCAUUGCAACGAAGGAAGAGGGAGAUAUAUUCGAGGCUUUACGGACGACAAGCUGUUGAAGUGGAGGAUGAGGAAAGUUCCGAGAGUUCUGAGGAGGAUGAAGUAGAGUCCGUUGACGACGGUGAAUCCAAUGUGGAUGGAGAAGAAUCGGACGAUGAAGAGGAGGGCAAAGAAGAGGAGGAGGACGACGACGACGACGAAGUAGUCCUCACUGUCAGCACACCUCAGCUCCCAGCAACGACCCCGAUCUCUGGUUCGACUUUCACGUCCGGGUCUCAAACACUGGUCGUGGUCACCAGGACAGUCAGCGACUCAUCGAUUCUCAGCACUGCGACCCUUCCUGCUACGUUCCCUGGAGAAGCGGCUACCCUCUCGCCAUUGCCAACCGGGGCUUCUCAACUUCCUGCUUCCCCAACUGUGAAUUUCCCCGCGCAAACAACGCUUCUUCCUAAUCCGACCCUGGAUAGCAAUACAGUGGCGACAGGCGUUCCCCUUCCUGAUGCAACCCAGCUACCUCUUGAGAGUGUAUCCCCGAACCCUACGUGUAUCUAUGCACUGAGCCAUCUCGAAGAUGGUCUCCAUGACUCGCAACGUGAAGAUGUCGUUAUUCUCUUUUCUCAUCUCUGGAUGAUGACAAUCGGAAUCGUUGCUAUCCUCAACGAAUCCUUGCCCCACCUCGGCGCGGCUUUCUUUGCGCAUAUCCUUGAAGGCGCAUGGGCAGCCUCGCGCAUUGAGAACACCAGAACGUUGACGAGGCUGUACCGCAGAGUUAUCGUUCCUGGCCCCUGCGAGGGUCGGGAUUACCUGGGUACCUGGUGGGAGCAGCGGCUGCGACACACGAUCCCGAUUGUCGUUCUCAACGUCUUCACCAUCCUGGCUCUCGGUUUCUUCACUUGGAAGCUCUACAAAGUUUACUCUGUUCAAACUUUCAGCCGCGUUGGAGCUUCACCAGCCGUUCACCGAAUGUACAGGCUUCUGCUUUUCUUCUCUGUCGGCCUCCAACUCGCGAGCUUCUUCGGGGUAGCCUCAGCGGGGAUGUGGAUCAGCAAGAUGUCGCACGGGAACUUUAGGAUGUUUGCUCAGCACUGGAGGACUUACCUUGCGGUUUUCGUGAUCUAUAUGGCCUUCGUCCUCCCCUGGGUCAUUCUGGGAUGGCAAUGUAUGCGAAAGGAGUGCAGGCGCCGUGUCGCAGCUUUCUUCUUCAUCUCCUUUGUUUUGGUCGUGAUUUCGUGUGUCAUGUUUAGCAGUGCACUUUACCGAGCGAUCUUCAUGGGUUGGCAAUUCUUCGCCACAGUCACCGUCACCUCGUUCACCCUCCUGGUCCUCACCAUCGCUCUUGGAAUCCUCUGCAGAAUCAACUUUGGCAAAGGCCUUGCUGGAUAUCUUGAUGUUAGCGAAGCACUCGAAGGCGCCGACUUUACCCCUGUCACCUUCAGCCGCUACGACGAGAAAUACGCCCCUGCUACCUUCAACAACCGCGAAACCGAUGACUGGGGCACCGCCUUCGAUGCUAGCGCCAAGGAGAUCGAUUUCAAGAACUACAAUCCGGCGAUGUUGCCCAACGUUGCGAUCCCCGAGAAGGCGUACGACUACCAGGUCCAGGUGGAGAUGGGCAGCCCGCAGAAGGAUCCGUUCCUGUCUGCUCAAGAAGUCCGGAUCGUCAAGGGCGCGUCGGUGUAUUCUGAUAUGAACAGGCCGCCUAUUCAACUCUCCGUUUCGCCGCCUAUUGUGUCGGGUAUCGCUUCGGCGAGCAGGAGGGAUAGUGGUAUGUCGGUCACUACGGCUAGUCCCGCGAGGCGUUCGAGCUACGCUAAACAAGGCGGUGCCUUCGCCGAUGCUGCACGAGACACGCACUUCUCUGAUCGCUCGAGCUUUGCGUGUGUAGGACCUACUAGCCCAAUGCAGCCUCCUAUCGGAGGAGUGCGUGCUCCGCCCGAGGAAUCACGUCCAGUGAGCGUGGUCAGCCAGUUGGAGCAUCCUCGGUUGAGGGUGACCAACCCUGAUGCAUACCGGGAGUCGAUGAUGACGCGUACGAGUGUGGCGCCGAGUGUGCUGCCGCCUGUGCCUAUUCCUACUGGUACGGGUGUUGCGAGGGGAGGGAGUAUUAGAGGGAUGGUGGCUGCGUUCCCGGUUGUUUCGCGUAGGAGUUCGUCGGAGGAUAGGGUUUAA